Molecule: messenger RNA, 2083 nt
Organism: Branchiostoma floridae (Florida lancelet)
Lineage: Eukaryota; Metazoa; Chordata; Leptocardii; Amphioxiformes; Branchiostomatidae
Product: brain tumor protein-like
Exons: 1
Coding region: 15-1454 (479 amino acids)
Biological process (GO): proteasome-mediated ubiquitin-dependent protein catabolic process; negative regulation of translation; protein polyubiquitination
Molecular function (GO): ubiquitin protein ligase activity; protein binding; translation repressor activity
Source: RefSeq, a predicted model, not a curated record
CAAAGUUCUGCUGAAUGCGAAUAUUUCUAAGUUUGUCCUUUUCCUCCGACAUUAGAUUGGAAGUUAUCAUCGGGAAGCAGCGAAGCUGGCUACAGACCGAGACAGACAUCGUGUACAGUCGGGUGUUUUCGGAAGUCGCCUCGGCUCGGGAGAGGCUGGAGAAGCGACUCUGUGCCGUACAUUACGUCACACAAUUCGUCACCGCGCUAAAGAAGUACGGUAACGUGGAACAGGCGGAGUCUCUUAGAGAUAGUCUGACUUCCAAGAUUGCUGAGCUGCUCUCUUCAGAACAGGAACAAGAAAAAGUGGUAGGUAACGGGAAAAUCGGGUUUGAACCGGAUAAGGAUCUACUAUCACAUGUCACAAAGGGAAUAGGUAAACUGAAGCAACAAGGCAACGAUCCGGUUUCAAGUCCUGAAGAAAGUCUUCAGGACUUGGAGGUACACUCAGAGAGCGAUACAACAAAAUCAGGCAGCCGUAAAGGUAGUUUGGUCAACGCAACUCAAACAGAUUGUCAGUUAGAAAACGGACUUGCUGAGGAAGAUGGUACUUCGAAUGUAAGCAGAGAACCAGACAAGUUGUUAUGGGCGAUCGGCCAUGGCGAGGAUGAUGACGUCAUCAAGUUCAAGAAUCCCUGUGGGCUGGUGGUCACCAAGACUGGUGACGUCAUCGUCGCUGACCAGGGAAACCGAAGGCUGGUGGUCUUCAACAAAAAUGGCAAAUUCAAAACCAAAGUAGGGAUGGACAUAUCGCCAAAUGAUGUCGUUGUGAACAGCGAGGGUCAAGUCGCAUCAACGGGGACGAAGGGGGAGGGAAGGAAGAAAGAAGGGGAGGUUCAAGUUUGGAAACUUCACCGGAAAAGGGAGCACGAACUUGUGGUACAGUUUGGAGCGGGGAUUUUGAAGAACCCGCACGGCAUCGCUGUGGACAGUCAGGGGAGAUACGUCGUGGCGGACGUCGGCAAACACCGCGUUACGAUCCACCGCUCCGACGGUGGCACCCUCAUGUCCUUCGGCGAACACGGCGACGCCAACGACCAGUUCUACCUGCCGUAUUACGUCGCCGUCACCGCGUCUGACGACAUCGUCGUCUCGGACGAGUUCCAGAAAUGUCUUAAAGUGUUCAACUCAAGGGGAAGGUUUCUCCGUAGAAUCGGACCGAGGUUGAAACGAGACUUCUACAUUCAGUGUCCGGGAGGUGUUUGCGUCAUGAAUGACGUCAUCCUUGUGGUGGACAUUUUUACCGGCGACGUGAUAGCCAUAUCUGUUGAGGGAAAGUUUCAGAGAGUGUUUUUGUCACAGAAAGACGGUUUGAGCUAUCCCCAGACGUUGGCAGUUGGACGUGAAGGACUUCUUGUCGUCACAGAUGGUACCUUCUUCAAAGGAACUCACUGUGUAAAGGCCUAUCGUCUGGAGGAGCUCGGUGCGUCACAGACAAAGAAGGAAUUAUCAUAAAGUGGGACACUUCGUCUUCCACAGUGACUGUUUACAGAAAGUACGCCAGACCCAAAACCUUUAAGAUUGUAGUUCGUAGCAGCACUAGUUUUUAUUAGAAUAGUCACUUGCUCCUCGUGUCAACGCUGUCAUCUUGCACUGACUAUAUACUUUUGUAUAUGUUGCAAAAUGCUCUAAAGCAAGAGCUUGCAAAUAAAAGUUAUAAUGUAGACGUUAUUUUCAACGAUGGCUUAUACCACAGACGAUAUGGUAGUGGAGAGGCAUUACGUGAGAAUCAUGCAAAAUUUCUUUCCACAUAUUGCUUCCUCGUUCUAUAUGAUGCAAAAAGAAAUAUCAAAGGAGUAUGGUUUGAGACCAGUUAACUACGCUGGAAUGUUAUCUUGCUUAUUGAAACACUGAAUCAAACUGGGCACUUGGGUGUUUGAAGGUCUACUCAAUAUUAAUGUUAUGAACAUCUGAAGUGAGUAUGCCAUGGGGAUUACUUAGGCUGUAUUCAGUAGAUCCCUUUAAAAUCUCAUUUUGUUAAUACGGAGCUUUAGGACACCCAUUGCAUGGCUCGAAUUCCUUUUUUCUGCAUACCUGCACUGGUGCAGAUAACAUUGAAAAUUACCUGCACCAGACAAAUUUUA